UUGACAUUUACAAACACACAUACACACAUUUCAAACGCUUUCAACUUCGAUUUGCUCUCAGUCUAUUCUUGUUUUUUAAACAAAUUCCAAUGAAUUGGAAAUUGCCAGACAAUCAUUUCAGUGAAUGUUGAAUAUUUUGUCGGGUAUUGAUUAUUACUAAUUCAGCAUCGGGUAAAUUGAAUAUCGAACCGAACAGUAAAAUGUGUGACGUGGUCGUAUCGUCAGAGGAAGACAGCAGUGACACCACAGAUGAUGAUUUUGAUGUCUUCAUCACAUUGGGGCGCUCUUACAAGCCAAUGGAGAAAACCAGAUGGAAAUUUCCAAAUACAAAAAUGUGCCCAAUUUGUCAAAUCUCUUGUUCAUCACGCCUGGCCGCUAUUAAACACUUUCGACUUUCACACGCAAAAACAUCAAUAAUGUGCACUAUAUGUAACACUCUCUUCCAUAAGUCAUCCGAUCUGAUGGUUCACUAUUAUUUUCGGCAUCCAAAUACAACGCCGCCAAAGCUAACACACGUGACCGACCAGAGUGUAAAUGAUGUCAACGAAAAUGUUGAAAAAGAAAAAGAGAUAGAGAUGAUUGACGAAGAGAACGAUUUUGACGAUCUGAUCACAUUGAAUAGUAACGGAAUAGAAACACAAUGGCGGUUUCCACCAAACAUGAACUAUUGCCCGGUUUUAAACUGCCGCAUACAAUUUGGUAUUCGAUAUGAUGCAGUACAGCAUUAUAAAAAAAGGCAUGCAAAUCAAGCAAUUCUCUGCAAUAUUUGCAAUAAACCGAUCAGCACGAAGAGUACCUACGAAUUCAAAAAACAUUAUUCCAAGUUGCAUCCAAAUACUGAUCUGCCUUAUGGACUGACUGAACUACCUCCUAAGCCGUGUGGCUUGUCCAACAAAAAGAAAAAGGUCAAGGUUGCAGUGAAAAAUAAGAAUUGUAAGCCAGCGCAAACAGAUGAUGCAAAAAGAAAUUCGAAGGAAACUGUUUCAAUCAAUUCGACUGAAACAUCGAAAAAAAAGACGCACACAAUCAAAGCACAGUCUCAAAAACGUUGGGAAAAUCAUCAGCAUCAAGAUGCUCAUUUUAUUGAUGGGAUUCAGUGUCCAUUAAAGGCAUGUAACUUUGAAGCAAAUCAACUGACCGACAUACGUAGUCAUUGGAACGAAGCACACGGCGAAUAUGACUUCCCAGAAAUUCGAACUGGUAUCGUAUUCACUUACAGAACCAUACAAAAUGACAACCCAGAAAAUUUUGAAUCAAAUGCAUCAUCGAUAGCAAUGUCACCAGAGGUUUCUGCACGAAACCAAAAUACUACUCAAUCACUUUCAAAUCAACAUGAAACGUCAAAAGAUGCUUCACAUCAGAAUGUAUCAAAAUCUAGCUCAGAUUUAUUGACGCCACUAAGGAUGGAAUCUGAUGACCAAUUUUCCAGCGAUUCCAAUGGAAUAUUCAAGUGCACCGAUUGUAGGUAUACUUCGAAGUUUGUGUUCGCUUUAAAGAAGCAUCGGCAAAACAAACACCAGGGGCCGAAAAAGACAAAAACGAAGAAAGAGUCGCCAUAUCCAAGAAUCAGUAGUAGCAGUGACACUGAUAAUGAACGCACCAACAAAGAUCGCGAAUUCAAGAGGCGACGAUUGAUCAAAAAGCAUGCUCGAAGCAUAAAUAAGCGCAACAAUAUCAUUAACAAGUUGAAGUACCGAAAUCCUUUCAAUAAAGAUAAUUGGAACCAAUCGCCGAUUGGUCUACGAAUGGUAAAGGCAGAACCUUUGAACGAGCUACGUCCUCCAAAUAUAGUCAAUGUCAUAUCAACGCGACAAAGUGAAAAUGAAACAGACACCGAUAAAAGACGACGCAUGAGCAGCAACUGAAUUUCAAUUUUUCACAGUUGAUCAUGAAUGGUUAUGGAACAAUAGUUCGCAUUUUGAAUUUGAACAAAGAUUUAUCAUUGAAGAAUGAAGAAAUUAUAUUUAAGAAAAAAAUGAAGAAAAAUUUAUGAAUCAUUGCCAAUCAGAAUUAGAAUAUAGA
This is a messenger RNA of Contarinia nasturtii (swede midge), 2022 nucleotides long. RefSeq lists its product as uncharacterized. The coding region runs from base 201 to 1865 and encodes 554 amino acids. Lineage: Eukaryota; Metazoa; Arthropoda; Insecta; Diptera; Cecidomyiidae. The transcript is spliced from 8 exons. The record is from RefSeq and is a predicted model, not a curated record.